Molecule: messenger RNA, 1359 nt
Organism: Egretta garzetta (little egret)
Lineage: Eukaryota; Metazoa; Chordata; Aves; Pelecaniformes; Ardeidae
Gene: CLUL1
Product: clusterin like 1
Exons: 7
Coding region: 1-1359 (452 amino acids)
Source: RefSeq, a predicted model, not a curated record
AUGGGAAGUAGUGCCGACGGAAACGAAAACAGCAGCUAUGAUGAUGACAUCAUAAACGUCAGUUUCCCGAAGGAAGUAUUAUCUGAAGUUGGAGAGAAGUAUGUGGAUGAAGAAGUAAAGAAAGCUUUGACUGGUAUUAAGCAGAUGAAAAUUAUGAUGGAAAGAAAUGAAGAUAAGCACAUAGAUCUGAUGAAAACCUUGAAGAAGAGCAGUGAAGAAAAACAGCAAGCCUUGCGACUUAUGGAUGAAGUAAAGGAAAGAUUAGAAGAAGAAGAAAGACAAUGUCAAGUAUCCUUGAAAAAUUUAUGGGAUGAAUGUGAGUCUUGCUUAGAAAGUACCUGCAUGAGAUAUUACACAACUUGCAAACAUGGUUUGCCAACAUUUAGAAGAAAGGUUGAAGAUUUUUUGAGGAAAAUACCUCCACUCAUUUUUACUUUUCAUGAGGAUCAAGGAAAAGACAUCCAGUUUAAUGAAAAGCCUGAGAAAGAGGAUACCCAGCUAGUAAAAAUGGAAGAUUUAUUUAGCCAACUAUUAUCAGACAUGGGCUCAAUAUUUGACAGAAGUUUCAUAUUUUUCAAGCAGAUGCAAAAAGAAUUCGACCAGUCUUUUCAAACAUAUUUCAUGUCUGAUCUGGACUUGAAUGAGUCCCCCAGCAUGCCAGCUUUGCCUGAGGACACCACCAGAAACGACGGCUCACAGAAGGGCUGGGGUAUACCUGGCUUCUUACAGAUAGUUUUUGAUUUCAGUAAGACGGUGUUCGAAGGUGUCAGUGAGGUGAUUACCGAAGUAUUUGAUGAAUACCGAGAUAACAGAAGAGAUGUGCCAGAUCAAGCCAAAGAUCCUGACAGAAGUGGCAUGUUCUCAAAAAUUGUGUCAGGGCGCCAGAGGCCUCUGUGCAGGGAGCUUCGGGAGAACUCCUCUGGAUGCCUGCAGUUUCAUGAGAGAUGUCAGAAAUGCCAAAGCAGUCUUUUGCAUGAUUGCCCAAACGUUCCUGAACUGCACAUCAAGUUUGAUGAAGCCUUUAAGCUGGUUAAUCUCUCGGGGGAGCAGUAUGAACAGAUUCUCCAGGUGGUUCAGCGUCAUACAGAAGACACCUCCUACUUGUUGAACAAAAUGAAAGAAAGGUUUGGGUGGGUGUCUGAGUUAUCCAAUAUGACCAUCGGACCAGAAAACAUUUUCAAUGUAGUUAAGGUGGUACCUGGGGAUCCCUCUGGUAAAAAUGAAACUGUGGUAGACGUGAAUAUUCUGACUUCACCUACUUUCACCAUUAAAGUUCCUCCCAACUUAGACCCCAAGAGUGCAGAAUUCAUUGAAUACAUAGCUGGGAAAGCACUGCAGCUAUAUAAGCAGAAUUUUUAA